CCCUCGCUGUCCUCCUCGGCUCUCGCCCGCUGCAGCCCGGCCAGCCGCAGAGGGAAGGCGGCUGCCGGCGGCUCCCCCCAGCCCCGGCCCGUGGGGCGCUCCUCCCCCCAAGCGAGCCAUGCAAGUGUCCAUCGCGUGCACGGAGCAGAACCUGCGGAGCCGCAGCAGCGAGGACCGGCUGUGCGGCGGGGGGGCCAGGGGCCAGGGGGCGGGGGGGGCAGGCAAUGGCGGGUACCAGCCCCCCGGCAAGGGGCCCCGGCUCGCCGUGGGGCCGCGCGCCCCCGGGCAGAACCUGCCCCACAUCGCGUUCCUCCUGAGGGAGUCGACCGGCCGGGCGACGGGCAUGACCUACAGGAACCUCGGCAAAUCGGGCCUUCGUGUUUCCUGCCUUGGCCUGGGUACUUGGGUGACGUUUGGGUCCCAGAUCUCGGAUGAGAUGGCAGAAAAUGUGCUCACCAUCGCGUACGAGAAUGGAGUCAACCUCUUUGACACGGCCGAGGUCUAUGCUUCUGGCAAAGCAGAAAAAACCUUGGGGAACAUCCUGAAGAGCAAAGGAUGGAGGCGUUCAAGCUAUGUUGUCACCACAAAGACUUACUGGGGUGGCCAGGCUGAGACUGAGAGAGGCUUAUCACGGAAACACAUCAUUGAGGGGCUAAAGGGCUCCUUGCAACGGCUUCAGCUGCAAUAUGUUGACAUUGUGUUUGCUAACCGGAUGGAUGCCAACAGCCCCAUGGAAGAAUGCGACCCGAACUUCCGAUUGCUCUUGCUGGAAGAGAUUGUACGAGCCAUGACUUACGUGAUCAACCAGGGAAUGGCCAUGUAUUGGGGCACCUCUCGCUGGAGCGCAAUGGAGAUCAUGGAGGCGUAUUCCGUGGCACGGCAGUUCAACCUCAUCCCACCUGUAUGCGAACAAGCCGAGUAUCACAUGUUCCAGCGGGAUAAAGUGGAGACGCAGCUCCCGGACCUGUACCACAAGAUUGGAGUGGGAGCUAUCACCUGGUCCCCUUUGGCAUGUGGACUUAUCACAGGGAAAUACGAAGAGCGAGUUCCUGAAAAUUGCCGUGCCACCAUGAAGGGCUACCAGUGGCUGAAAGAGAAGCUGCAGAGUGAAGAUGGGAAGAAGCAGCAGGCCAAAGUGAAGGAACUCCAUCCAAUUGCCGAGCGCUUGGGAUGCACAGUGGCGCAGCUGGCCAUUGCCUGGUGUCUCCGCUCUGAAGGUGUCAGCUCAGUCCUCCUCGGGGUCUCCAGCACUGAACAGCUCAUCGAGAACUUGGGGUCCAUUCAGGUUCUAACCCAACUGACCCCCCAUGUCGUCCAGGAAAUUGAUGCUCUCCUGGGUAACAAACCCAAUACAAAAAAAGAGUCCCGGGCAUAGGGACUUGUUGGCGCCCGGGACUGUGCACGCUGUUGUCCCAAAGGACUGCCUAACCUCUAGCUCCUCCCUCGUGGGGCUCCUGGCCCCUCCUACCUGCCCUCCCCACACAUGCUCUCCCACCAGCUGCUGCCUCUCGAUUUGGUGGGGGUGAGCAAGGAGGAGCCGCUUCGCGCAUGAACCAAAUAGCUGUAUACUUCCAUGGCAGAUGAAGUGGGAGGGAUCGGGGAUAGCCCCGCCCCAUGGCGUCUGCUUAGAUUACAAUACAAACAUACAGCAUGAGCAAUCCAGCUACAGGAUUGGUGGGUGAGAGGCACCGCCUCCUGCUAAGGCUGGGACUAUUGGCCGCUUUGUCUCUCUUUCCCUAUCAAUGCGCCUGAUUUUUAAAGGGGCAAGCACACUCUAACAGGGGAAAGGGGUGGGUGGGAGUUGAAAAACAAGCACACAAUUGGUGUAUGAUAAAAAUUAACCAUCCUUAUUCCAUCUUGAGCUUUGCUUUCCCACUGAUGAUGCCUCAUGUUGUGUGCCGAGUUACUCCAUUUACUUGUUUCUUUAUUUUCUCCUCAUCCUUAUUUUGUGUUUUUGUUGGUUCUGUGAUGUUUUGAGGUACCACAGAGGAGCCAUCUUGGGCACAGUCCUCCCACUAAAAUGAAUGGGAGCGGCGCAAAAACACAAUGCCCUUCGUUAACGAGCAGGAGGGGUGCCAUUUUGGAUUUCCUGCCGCAGGCGCCAAAAUAUCGUAGGCCAGCCUUGUAUGAAGGCCUCAGUCAGGACAUAGCUGAUAUAUUCCUAUAAACUGAGGAGGAAGUAGAGGGGACCUCUAUGUUCCUGCCUCUGGUGCAGAUGUGGGACAGCCUUAUCAACUCCCUUCCCCCCAAAUCUUUACAUUUAACCUUUGUGCAGUUCUUUUUUUGAUGCAAAUAUUAGCUUUCUUCCUCUCCUGCCAAUCUCCUUUCCCCUCCCAAACACACAAAUUAUUGUCUUGGCUGUCUAACAACCUCCCCUUCACCUUUGCAUUCCUAGAUAUUUAAAGUUUAUCCCCCAAACAAAUAAUACCAUGAGGGUGUGGGUGUGUGAAAAGGCAAAUGGGUCUGUCAGUUCACUUCCUUAAUUUGUUCUAGUCAUGGAUUUUGGGAAAGAGGACUUCUGCACGAAACCUCUUUCUCCUUUCCUGACACAUGUAGAAGAAUCUGCAUGACUGGAUUAUGGCUAAGAGGUCAUACCGUUAGUUUGGUAGCCAUGGGAGAGGACACAGGUUAGCUUUUGGACAAACCAGCAACAGCCCUCAAGCUCUUCACAGCUCCCAGAGUGGAGGAUGUUUCUUGGAUAUAUUUCCCCUCUGAAUUAACAUUCAGUGUUAAUUCUUAAUAUCUGUAUUUGGCUUUGCCUAAUCGUUUAUCUAAUUUGCAGCAAUGCUUCUCCUCACAGAUAAGGCUUUUAUUCCCUCAUGUUUCUUUUGGCAGGAAAGCAAAACUGGCUCUCCUCCUUAGCAGCAACAGAUGGCUGAGAGAGAGACCUUUCUCUUUCCUUCUUCCUCUCAGUUUCCCUCUGUGGCUUCCUUUCACCGUGAAUUUCCUCCUCAGAGGCCCACAUUGCCACCGUGCCAUCUUCCCCUUUGGUGGCGGCAGCUGAGGCAGCCUUAUUUCUCCCACCAUCUUGGUUCUUCCGAUUUAAGUUUUCAACAUUGCAUUUUUUAGACCAUAUCCAUCCUCCUCUAGGGAAUGAGCCAUUCUCUUCUUAAAGCAAUAAUAAAAGCGCCCUCAGGAUCAAGGGUAGCCUUGGGGUCAUGGGGAGAGAGGAAGCUAGUUAUUAAGUCCCCAGACCCCUGCUCCUGGGUGCCUGGUGGGCGGCGGCAUCCCUUUUGCACAACUCAUCGCUUUGAAUCUGCUGCGCUUCCAGGGCAGGGCCGCACUUGUGCCUGCCCCUUGCACUGGCUGCAAAAUUAUACAAUGCUGUAUUUUUCUCUGCGGAGAAUGUGUCUGCUUCGAGUUUAUCUCUAGAGUAGCACUUCAGUCACUUUCAGGAGUCUCUGCGGGGGGAAACAGGCUGAGUGGGUCUGCGGGUCAGAAGUGAGGCCGCUUGGAAUAUCUUUUCUAAGAUGCCCCCCCUUUCGGUUCAUCAGAGCACCUCUCCAAUUAGAGCUGCAACUGCAGAUCUCCUUACAGUCUUCAGUAACUCUAAACAGCCUAAAAUGGCAAAGGGGUGCCAACCCGUUAAACACCCUGGCUGACAUGUUUUCUGUUGCCACAAUUUUGCCUACAUUCAAGUAGGAUUCAUAUUUCGUGGUUGGGUGUUAUGUGUGGCUGUUAAAAAGCACCCCUACCCCAGAGGUACCUGCAUGUUUAUUCAUUUGAAAGACAUUUGUGUGGUAACUAUAGGGAAAGCAAGAGAAAAGAUGUUGGGCCAACCAGCUGGUAUUGUGAGCACAUUUAUUCUAAUUUUUAUUUAUUAUCAUUAUUUUUACCCCGCCCUUUCCCCAAAACUGGAACUCUCAGCGGCUUCCAGAUAAAAGAACACAUAUAAUUAAAAACAUACAAACGUCUAGAUUAAAAUAGAAUUAAACUAUUUACAGUAUUAAAACCAUUCAUACAUACAGUUAAAAUAAUUCAAACUCAGUUUAAAAUAAUACAAUUAGACAAUAGCAAAGGACUGCAAGGAGGGGGCCAUUCUUGCCUCCCUCGGAAGGGAAUUCCAAAGCCUUGGGGCAGCCACCAAAAAGACCCUAUCUCGCGUCCCCACUAGUCGUGCUUGUGAGGACGUGGGUAUUGAGAGAAGGGCCUCUCCUGAGGAUCUCAGGGCCCAGGCAGGCUCAUACAGGGAGAUACGGUCUGACAGAUAGCCUGGACCUAAGCCGUAUAGGGCUUUAUAGGUCAUCACCAGCACUUUGAAAUGUGUCUGGAAACAGAGUGGCAACCAGUGGAGCUUUUGUAACGGGAGUCAUAUGGUCCCUGGAACCAGCCCCAGUUAACAUUCUGGCUGCAGCACGUUGCACCAACUGAAGUUUCCGAACAGUCUUCAGAGGCAGCCCCACAUACAGCGCGUUACAGUAAUCUAAAUGGGAUGUAACUAAGGCAUGUGGAGGCUGCCUCUCAAAGCUCUCCAACUCACCCCAGACAGCUGCAUUCUAGACUGUUUUUGGUGCAAAGCACCCAACGUAUUAUUUGUAUUGAUUUCAGACCUGAAAUAUUCCACCCACUUUGCAAUCAGUAAUGGUAUAUCUUGAACUCAUAAAAAAUUAGUAUGUACAUUCAUUCAUACCCAUAUUAUGACCAUCAGAUGAGACAGAAAUUCAAUUCAGUUUGCAUUUAAAGCAGAGCUUGGAAACGUUACUUUUUUGAACUAUAGCUCCCAUCAGCCUAAUCCAGUGGCCAUGUUGCCUAGGGCUGAUGGGAGUGUAGUUCAAAAAAGUAACUUUUCCAAGUUCUGAUUUAAAGGCAAACCUACAUAAUUUGAACUUUCCAAAACAAUACAGGAAUUAAAACUCAGCUGUCCUUUCAAAAUUCACACUCCUCCAAAUUUUGCAAUGCAAUUCUCCAGCCAUGUAAUGUUGGAAUUGUGUAGUGCCUGUUAAGGCAAUGUGUGUGCCCGUGUGCCACAGUAUAAACCAGCACGAACAGAUUAGAGACAACACACUUGGAGUCUUGUAAGAUGAAUCCUUUUACUGAUCCAAUAGCUCACACAAGUUUCUCUCUCCUUCACUUUCGAUAAUGCACCCCCCACACUCAGAGCUGUUUUCCAAGAAAUAUAUAGCCUUGGCAGCAGUCCUGCCAGCUGCAGUCUCCGCUUUCUUCGCGGCCUUGGGCUCUAGAGCGUGCUUUAACCCCUUCCAUGUCUUUUUGGAACAGUUGCACUUUACAGGACCUAACAGUAAUGUGUACAAAACCACAGAUAUUAGGAUGAAAAAGGUAAAGGUGUCCCCGCACUUAUAGUGCGAGUCGUUUCCGACUCUUAGGGUGAUGUCUUGUGACGUUUACUAGGCAGACCGUAUAUAUGGGGUGGGAUUGCCAGUUCCUUCUCCGGCCUUUCUUUACCCCCCAGCCUAUGCCAGGUACUCAUUUUACCGACCACGGAUGGAUGGAAGGCUGAGUGGACCUUGACCCCUUUUACCGGAGAUUCGACUUCCUUCUUCGGUUGGAAUAGAACUCCGGCCCUGAGCAGAGCUUCGGCUGUGUUACCGCUGCUUACCACUCUGUGCCAUGGAGGAUCUAUAUUAGGAUAAGGUGUACAUAAAAUAAAUAUAUUAGUGAAAAUAACAUUAAAAUGCAUUAUAUUAGGGGAACAUUUCUUUGCAAACAUGUACGUUAGGCAAAGUUGCAUGCAACCAUGUGCACAUUAAGAGUAAUUCACUGAUGAAUCUUCAUACAGACUUUAAAAAAUUGCAUACUGAUGCAGAAUUGGUGGAGAACUGAACUUAAGACUGGAAAAAUGAGAAACAGAAAACAAAACCAACCGAUUCUCCCAUCCCUCCAUGCAAAACAGCCAAGUACAAAGGUCCCCUCUUUUUCUGAAGCCAUGAUCCUUUAGGAGCUAGGCAGAAGUUUAGCUGGUGCAGAUUUGUCCCACUUGGAGAGACAGUGACCUUGGGAGCUGCUCCUCUGGAAUUCCUACCCCAGGAAUCAUGGCAACUUCACCAACAAAAUUGUCCUCUUAGGUGCAGUGGUCCAACUAAAAUUUCUAAACAAUCUGUUUCAAUGUGUAUGCCAGACCAUCCUGAAAGCUCUGGGCAAGUAUAUAUCCAAUUUUUACAAGAGAUUCUCUACCCCCACUAAGCCCCCUCCCAUUUAGACAGGCAGAUAUUUUUUAACAGAAAAAAGCAAUUCCAGUAGAUUUGGCCUGGGAGCUGGACUCCCAGGGCUCCUGUCUCAAGAGCUGAGUAAAUUAUCAAAGUUCUCCCCCAUCUUCCUAGCAGGGCUGGCUGGCUAUAGAUCCACAAGGAAAGAGCCCUGAAAAGAUUUCAAAGGGCAAAGUUCAUUGCAAGUGAAAGCAGCGCCCGCUGGAGCACAACAAAGACAUUACAGGCCUUGGCAUAAAGCACCCUGCUGCAGAGACCACCUUGCAGGGAAACAUGCUUGAUAUAUAUAGAAUGGGCCCUUGGCUUUUAAUGAAAAAUUCCCCCCUUUUUAUGUUUUUGGAGUGUGUGAUGGUGGUGGGGGAAAUA
Molecule: messenger RNA, 6530 nt
Organism: Rhineura floridana
Lineage: Eukaryota; Metazoa; Chordata; Lepidosauria; Squamata; Rhineuridae
Gene: KCNAB3
Product: potassium voltage-gated channel subfamily A regulatory beta subunit 3
Exons: 15
Coding region: 119-1375 (418 amino acids)
Biological process (GO): regulation of potassium ion transmembrane transport; potassium ion transport
Cellular component (GO): membrane; voltage-gated potassium channel complex; cytoplasm
Molecular function (GO): transmembrane transporter binding; voltage-gated potassium channel activity; potassium channel regulator activity
Source: RefSeq, a predicted model, not a curated record